GGCCGGGGAGCAGAGUAGGGCCGGGCUGGGUGAGCGCACGGCCAUGGCCCCGUGGCUGCAGCUCUGCUCUGUCUUCUUCACAGUCAACGCCUGCCUCAACGGCUCCCAGCUGGCAGUGGCCGCAGGCGGCUCCAGCAGAACGCGGGGCGCCGACACCUGUGGCUGGAGGGGAGUGGGGCCGGCCAGCAGAAACAGUGGGCUGCAUAACAUCACCUUCAGAUAUGACAACUGCACCACUUACUUGAAUCCAGUGGGGAAGCACGUGAUUGCCGAUGCCCAGAACAUCACCAUCAGUCAGUAUGCUUGCCACGAUCAAGUGGCAGUCACCGUUCUUUGGUCCCCAGGAGCCCUCGGCAUCGAAUUCCUAAAAGGAUUUCGGGUAAUACUGGAGGAGCUGAAGUCAGAGGGAAGACAGUGCCAACAACUGAUUCUAAAGGACCCGAAGCAGCUCAACAGUAGCUUCAAACGAGCUGGAGUGGAAUCUCAACCUUUCCUGAAUAUGAAAUUUGAAACAGAUUACUUUGUAAAGAUUGUCCCUUUUCCUUCCAUUAAAAAUGAAAGCAAUUAUCACCCUUUCUUCUUCAGAACCCGCACCUGUGACCUGCUCUUGCAGCCGGACAACCUGGCCUGUAAACCCUUCUGGAAGCCUCGGAACCUCAACAUCACCCAGCACGGUUCAGACAUGCAGGUGUCCUUCGACCACGCACCCCAUGCCUUUGGCUUCCGUUUCUUCUAUCUUCAUUAUAAGCUCAAGCACGAAGGACCCUUCAAGCGAAAGACCUGUAAACAGGAGCAAAACACAGAGACAACCAGCUGCCUCCUUCAAAAUGUAUCUCCUGGGGAUUAUAUAAUUGAGCUGGUGGAUGACACUAAUAUGACAAGAAAAGUGAUGCAUUAUGCCUUAAAACCAGUGUAUUCCCAGUGGGCUGGGCCCAUCAGAGCUGUUGCCAUCACUGUGCCCCUGGUUGUCAUAUCGGCAUUUGCGACGCUCUUCACGGUGAUGUGCCGCAAGAAGCAGCAAGAAAAUAUAUAUUCACAUUUAGAUGAAGAGAGUUCUGAGUCCUCCACGUACAUCACAGCACUUCCCAGGGAGAGGCUCCGGCCACGGCCCAAGGUCUUCCUCUGCUAUUCCAGUAAAGAUGGCCAGAAUCACAUGAACGUCGUCCAGUGCUUUGCCUACUUCCUCCAGGACUUCUGUGGCUGUGAGGUCGCUCUGGACUUGUGGGAAGACUUCAGCCUCUGCAGAGAAGGGCAGAGAGAAUGGGUCAUCCAGAAGAUCCACGAGUCCCAGUUCAUCAUCGUGGUGUGUUCCAAAGGCAUGAAAUACUUCGUAGAUAAGAAGAACUACAAGCACAAAGGAGGCGCCCGAGGCUCGGGGAAAGGGGAGCUCUUCCUGGUGGCGGUGUCUACCAUUGCUGAGAAGCUCCGCCAAGCCAAGCAGAGCUCAUCCACGGCGCUCAGCAAGUUCAUCGCUGUCUACUUCGAUUAUUCCUGCGAGGGAGACGUUCCCGGCGUCCUGGACCUGAGCACCAAGUACAAACUCAUGGACCACGUCCCCCAGCUCUGCUCCCACCUGCAUUCCCAGGACCUCAGCCCCCAGGAGCCGGGGCUGCACCCCGGACGCAUUAGCAGGAGGAACUACUUCCGGAGCAAAUCGGGCCGCUCGCUAUACGUCGCCAUUUGCAACAUGCACCAGUUUAUCGACGAGGAGCCUGACUGGUUUGAGAAGCAGUUUGUUCCCUUCCAUCUCCCCCCACUCCGCUACCGGGAGCCGGUUCUGAAGAAGUUUGACUCAGGCUUGGUUUUAAACGAAGUCCUGUGCAAGCCAGGGCCGGAGAGCGACUUCUGUCUCAAGGCCGAGGCCGCUGGCUCCGGGGCGCCGGCCGACCCCCACAGUGAGGGCCCGCAGUUCGGCCCGGACGAAGACGCGGAGGCCGGGCCCGUUCCGGGCGCCAGCGCGGUCCUGCGGCCCCUGCUGCACGCAGUGAAAGCCGCCGGCCCCUCAGACAUGCCACGGGACUCGGGCAUCUACGACUCGUCCGUGCCUUCGUCCGAGUUGUCCCUGCCCCUAAUGGAAGGGCUCUCCACGGACCAAACGGAGACGUCUUCGCUGACGGAGAGCUUGUCGUCCUCUUCAGGCCUGGGUGAGGAGGACCCUCCCGCCCUUCCUUCCAAGCUCCUCGCCUCUGGGGCAUGCAAAGCAGAACCUGGUUGCUGCAGCUACACUGGUGAACUCCACGCGGUCGCUCCUUUGUAACAAAACGAAGAGUCUAAGCAUUGCCACUUUAGCUGCCGCCUCUCUCUGGUUCCCCAGCUCGUCUCUCUGGGUACGUGGCCCACUUGGAGCUGAGGUCUCUUACAAGGAUAUUCAGAAUGAAAUCCUGGCCAGUACUUGCUGUCCUUGCCUCUCUUCUCUACCAGGUAUAUUGGCAGUCUCCAGUUUUCUGAAACCAUGUGGAGCUCUGAAAGGCAUGUCCAUUAUGUCUGACAGCAGCUUGCCAUGUUGGGUCAGACUGGAUUAGAGCCAAUUCUGAGAGGUAGGGAGGAAACAUGUAAAGAGAAACAGGAAAAUGCCCACACUGAUUGUUCAGACUUAACUUAUCUGUGCAAACUUUGCCUAUUCACUACUGGCUACUUUGAUUUGAAAUGCUUUGUGGAAAAAGCACUUUGGGUGCCACUACAGCCAUGGAAAUCAAGUGCCAGUCUCUCUGGAAUCCAUGUUGUUAUAGAUGUUCUUUUCCAUUUUUGAUGUGGAAUUUAUGAUACCAUUUACAAUGCCAUGGGUGUUAAAAAAGCUCUGAGUCGAAGGUCAAGAAGGUGACUGAAUAUUCAAUCACCUUUCGUAAAAAUGAGUUUUUAUGUAUUAGCGGGUGGCAUAUCUGGCAGAGGAGGGAGCCGCAGGGCCAGGCUGACCAUGUAGACUAUUCUUUCUGAGAUGGGUUGGUCAAUGUGCAGAAGGCACCAGGGCCACAUCUUGAUCUGAAUAGGCAUCCUGGAGGGGCCAGAUCUCCCUGCGAGGUUUCCCGUGGUUAUAUUUACUGUGCUGAAUCUCAGAUGUUGGUGCCUGGAAGUUUAUUUUUAAGAGACUGAUACCCAACUGGGCUGUAUUACUGGAAGUUGUAAUUUUUGCUUUGGUUGGCCUCUGGUCUAAAGCUGUGUCCGGAAUGUUAGGGAUCCGAAUCCACUGACAUACGGCAGUAGGUGGAGGUGGUAGUCACUUAAUCUGCUGAACUUGUUUUGACUAAUGACAAACCUCUUUUUAAGAAGGUGAAAAGGAAGGGAUUGUUACAAAGAUGAGCAUGCUCUUUGAGUAUCAUCUUUGGAAGACAUGGGACCUGAAGUCAUUAAAUUCUUGAAUCUUAAAGUACUCCCCCCACAGCCCAGCCUGUGAAUCAGUUUUCACUUUGUUUUUGUUGUACUUACCCAAUGAAAGAUUUGUCCCUUGUGCUCCAUUCUGCCAAAAAUAGGUAUUGAGAACUUAAGAGGAAAGAAUUUGCUUUAAAAAGGAGAAGUAAAUGUUCUGUUUUUAUGAAUGACUUCUGUACAGAAUUUUUGUUUCCAAAGGGAAAAUACUUGUUCCCUCCUCCUCCCGGUGACCUUGAGGGGGAGUGAGUGUCUUUUUCCACCUUUUUCAUAGAUGCUGCUGGAUUUUGGCACCCUGUUUUCUCAGCACCCCUACCAGGGACCCUGGUUUUCACUGCUUCACCAUAUAGGACCAGUGUUAAGCGGGGACACUGAGAAACAUCCCAAGGCCGGAUGGGAAGUAAAGAGGGCAGGACUUUUCCUUCCAGGCUCAUGCCCAGCAGGUGGGGAAGGGAAGGUUUGCCCCCCUGAUGGAAAGAAGAAGUUUGCAUUUAUCUUUGAUGCAAAUGCCACACUCCCUGCUCUGUAAAGGCAGCUGGCAGCUUCUUGGGAAAAGAACGUGCUUGUCUGUUCUCUGGCAUCAAGUUUCCUGCAGCUGCUCUGAGGUAGAGACAAGUGGGCUGCAGAACUGUCUCCCCCAUAAAACCAGGCAUCUUGUUGGGGAAGAGAUGUUCCAUGUUGUCACCGUGGAAUCUGAGAUGAGCACAGAGCUCCUGCCCACACGUGACUGUCCUGCCAUUCCAUUGUUGGCAUAUGUUCUGUGAAGGAGAUUGGUCAGUCCUAUUAAUGUACGAAAAUUCACUUCGGAACAUUUUCAGAGUGAUUUCUUAUUGAAGCCAAGAAAUGGUGCAUGCCCCAAAGGAACCAUUAGGUGCUGCCUUAGGAUGGAUACUCAACUUUGCACAUGAAAGGAGGCAUCUCUGAGAAAGUGGCCCCAGGGACAGUGUGGAGGACUGGAGAGGAAACAUCAACUGGGCUCCAUGAGCGUGGGCAGCGAGCUUGCUAAAUAAGCUCACUUAUUAUGAAAAUAGAAGGGAAAAUUGUGAUAGUCCCAAAAUCAGGUGAUGCUUUAGUUUGGAUUUAGGAUUUGGGUACUUAUUUUGAAAUACAAAUGAUUGUGUUCAGCAGAAUCAAACUCUUUUUUUUUUUUUUGCGGUACGCGGGCCUCUCACCGCUGUGGCCUCUCCCGCCGCGGAGCACAGGCUCCGGAUGCACAGGCCCAGUGGCCACGGCCCACAGGCCCAGCUGCUCCACGGCAUGUGGGAUCUUCCCGGACCGGGGCACGAACCUGUGUCCCCUGCAUCGGCAGGCGGACUCUCAACCACUGCACCACCAGGGAAGCCCCUCAAACUCUAUUUUACCAAGUAUUGAAAUGACAGCGUAAAUGCCCAAUUCUGAAUAGUUGAGAAGUUCAACUUCCUGGUUUUAUUAGUUUCACUUUUUUUUUUAACCCUCCCAUCUCAUGCUGCGAAUAAAACAUUUAUUUUAAGCAGAGCUGCAUUUUUGACUCACAAAUGGAGUGGACAGUGAAAAUGAUAGGACAGAAUUCAGGUAAAGGUUCUGCCAAGUCACAGGCUUUUAGACAUUGGGGAAACAAGAACUAGAAUAUAGGGAUGAUCUUAAUGAAAGGCCUUCAUCCUGAGAGUAAAAGGCUCUGUGGCUCUGAUGGUGUCCUCUGUACAGGAGACCAGUGCAGGUAGUUGAAGUUAGGGAGCUAGUUGUUUAUCUUAACUCACCAAAGCCCUACACAUCUGACGCAUCUGACACAUUAGCAUUUGACACAGUCAGCUUUGCUAAGAGAGUGAGCAAGGAGGUGAAAGCCCAGGAAAAGGUAUGUUCUUCUCUCAGGUCAGCUACAAGCAACAGGGACUACCUGGAUGGGCCCAGCCCAGUCAUACUGGGGCAGGAGUCCUCUAGAGGGCUGAGUUCUGGGCCUUUGAGGCAUAUCGAUCUCCGGAGAGAAUGAGAAGUCAUUCAGGUCCAGGCCCAGGUACUUAGGUGGGUGACCCAGCCAGGUAAUAGUAUUUUGAGCCCAAAAUGAGAUGGGGCAGUAAAUCAUCAGACAGAGUUUUUGGUUGACAUAUUAAUAAUAACUGAGGACAGUCCCAGAUCAGAAGUUCAAAAAAUGCCCUAGGCAAUGAUGACAUCGUUGGAAUCAAUGUAUAGUAAUUUAAGUUCAUGUAUGUUUGUCACAGUUUAGUCAUGCUACUUUAUAGCUACUAGUGUCAUUUAAAAAAAACCCUAGUCUCAGGUUACCUCAUUUAAGCACAGAUAAACAGGAAAACUGUUCCCCCAAAGUUGUGGGGUUAUGUGAUUUUCAGAACUUUUCCUUUUUUCAGAGUUGAGUAUCUUUUCCUUUAAAAGAGACAAAGGAAGGAAAAGGCUAUUUUAUUCCCGGAGAAGAAAUGUCACACUUUUCUCCCUAAAGAGAGAAAACCCUGCAGUCCCCAAGCACCUCAACACUAAUUUGGCUCUUUGGGUCUUUAUUGGAGGGAGGUGGACAAUGCCAAUGAGAAGAUUAUUAGCCUUUUCUUUUUUAUAUUGUUGGUAAAGAGUGCUGCUCUUAUUUAACAGAUGCUGUUCCUGCAGGGGGCCCCACUGUAGCAAGUGUUAUGAUAAAUAAGGUGUAAUGAUAAAUGACAGUGACAUGCUCUCUCGGUGUCAGAGAGACAAUAGGGCAUAGUGGGGACUGUGGCAAAUGGACACCCUCUGUCCCACCUGCAGGGAGCAGCCAGUCCAGUCACUUGUGACCAUGCAGUGUUUCCUGAUUGUCCCAUUUUUCAAGAGAACCUGAGAAUCUGGAUGUUUACAUGAAAAAUUCUGAUUUUUUUUUUUAGUAUUGACAACUAAAUUAAAAACAAAAUUUUAAAUUGAAUUCAGGCCCAAUGGGACAGAUGGGUGGACCUGAUUUGGCCCGAUAGCUGUCAGUUUGCCCCCUCUACUUAUAAGAUUUGAAAAGAAAGGCAUCCAUGGUAAUUCCAGAUGUCUGGUGCCACCAGAAAAUGCUCUUACUAAAUGCAGCCGGGAGCUAGAUUGCUUUUUUUACCCACUGCUCCCCUAAAGAAAUUUGAUAUGAUUGUGAAUAUAUUUGAAAUCUUUUGAUUGCUUCUUCACACUUCAUGAUGUCUUAAGAAAAAGGCAAGCCAGUUGUUAAUUUCAAAGUCAGCUUUGUGUUCUCCCAAUUUAACAAAUAUGACACUUGGAGCAAUUUCAUUUAAACUCCACAACCUGAAGGACCUUAUUUAUAGUUUUAGCUCUUGGCUUAAUCACUGUUUUAGAUGAUGUGUAAUUCUGAGCUUAAGCCAAGACCUAAUAAGGAAAGCAGGCAUUGUGAAGGUAGGGCAAGGAAUCCUGAGUGUCCACUAGAGCCAGGUAUGCUUUGUCUUCUGUUUUAAAUGAUCUGUGAAUUGAUCUGUUUUGGAGGUGUGCAACUGUAUACGGAGAUAUCAGUUAGAGUCCUUAUGGGUGUUGGGUCAUCCUUGCUAUAUCACCUCCUUUCCAGGGUCAGGGCGAAAAUAAAAAGAAGUCUGAUUGUAAGCCAAUAGCUUUGAUUCCGAUUUCAGAGCUUUGUGGGUGACAGAAAGUUUGAAUUAUCUGGCAUGUACACCCCUGGUGUCAGGGCUGUGCGUGAAUUAUUUCAGACAUGUAGCUGUGGAUGGGAUUCUGGAUUUUCAGUGAAGGAGAGUCUGUAACCUACCCUGCUGAUCAGAUAGUUCUUUGUACAUCUUCCUUAUAGAAAUUCAAACCAGCCUUCCUUUGUUCAGCAUGUAGUGGGAAAAGAACAGCUGGUCACCUUCCGUGUAUUUGAAAACCACAGUGAAGUCAUCGCUCUGGUGUUUUUACUUCAGUGAUAAAUAAUCCCACCCCUACUCGUUCCUCACAGCUCGUUUUCCAAGGGCUUAAUAAUUUUCACUGCUCUUCUGUUUCUCAGCUUCACACUCAGUUUAGUUGCCCAAAUAGAAGGUGGUGCCUUAUUCACAUUGGUGCCUUGUGAAGGCCAAGCUCAGGAUGGGGAUUAACAGAGAAAUUCUUAUGUACCCUGCUUCUCUUACUACUUAAAAAUACAAAGGCACUUUUAAAAAAUGGUAUAUCACCUGAAUUCAUUUUGUGAGUUGAUUACCACAAUUUUUUUUCUUGGCAAUAGUUUUCUGUCAUAUAUGGGUUUUUUUCCCCUCUUGUGUUCAAACACUUGGUGCUUAUUCCUGAUGUGUCUAAUGUCAUUCCUGAGCUUCUUCAAGAUACUCUUCAAGACCAGCUCUUACCUUCUGAGUGGCAGCCACCCCUCAUUUCCAAUUUUGGAUUCUAUUUUUAUGUAUCUCUAGGCAUUACUUUUAAUUCAUGACUCACAGUAUUAUUAACUGGUGCAGACUUCAGUUUAGCCACAGGUGAAAUAGCAGUUGCUAAGGGCUAAUUUGCUAAGAGGUUGAAUGAGGACCUCUUGGGAAUUUUGGUCAGUUGUCUUCCCUCCUGCUGUUCGGCUCCUCUCCAAAAUUCAGCGAGGACCACAGACUCCUCAAAGGGCUUUUCCAUUUCUAAAGGGCUGGAGCCAUAGCUCUGAAUUGACCAAGCACUGUGGUUUGCACAAGCAGAAGUCUGACAAAAGCAAACCAUUAUGACUGCAUAUGUGAUGAUUUAUCAAAGACGAUUUCAGUUGAGAAGAUUCAAAGAAGCUAUCUUCUGUUUGUAUGUGACAUAGACAAAGUUGGCUGCUCCAGUCAUUAGAUGAAAAGUUACAAUUGGAUGAUGCUAAUGUGUAAUCGUAUGUUAUUUUUAACAAGAGUCUUUUUUUAUGUCUUAAGAAAAAAAUGUAGUGAGUUUGGAGAGAGCAAAAACUUUUGUAAAAACCAAAUGUAUUCAUUUAGAGAGUAGGUAACUUCUAUUUUCACUGUUGGUUUGUUUUGUUUUGUUUUUCACUGCAGAAGCUCCCUGCUACUAUGUUCUGGGGGGAAAGCCUGUGGAACAGUGGUUAUUGCCAUUGUCUUUGUUCCAUCUUUAAGUUUCUCUUUAGUGAGGUUUGGUGGAGUAGUGAGCACUGACUGGCAGACUGUAGCAGUAUGCUGUAUUUUUACAUUGAAAAUGUUAUCAUCUUAUUUGAUUUGUACAUAACUCUGUAAAU
Mesoplodon densirostris (Blainville's beaked whale) is the source of this 8479-nucleotide messenger RNA. RefSeq names its product interleukin 17 receptor D (gene IL17RD). The coding region runs from base 44 to 2257 and encodes 737 amino acids. The transcript has 13 exons. Gene Ontology annotation, molecular function: interleukin-17 receptor activity. The record is from RefSeq and is a predicted model, not a curated record. Lineage: Eukaryota; Metazoa; Chordata; Mammalia; Artiodactyla; Ziphiidae.